AUGUGGGCUCUUUAUUCAUCUUACCGUGGAUCUAAUCACCAUACUCUUACAUCCAACACCCGUACCAUCUACCCAUCUCAUCCAUACCUCAUCCAUCCCAAUUCCCCAACACCACCAGAAAAGGUCAAUCAAGCAUCCGUAAACCACCCUGCAAGUGUCCUCCAACUAGGCGACUUCGUCUGGAUCCACGACUACCAUCUCCUCUCGGUCCCGCGCAUGCUCAGGAAUGCGAUGCAUUCUGGUGCUGAUCAUCAGCCUUUUCAUCCCUAUGCCUUUCACGAGUUCGGAGGUAUACCCCGUGCCAACCUCAUCUGGUCCCAAACCUACACCCGCCACUUCACGUUCAUUCAUGUAGCUUGUGCUCUGCAGGGCGCGAGCGUUGUUCCAUGUGGUGCUAGGGAUUACGACAGCACGCUCACGCUCGUCAAGACACCAUUGAUGCUUCCUUCUCCUGACUCCCACCGUCCUCGCUGA
Messenger RNA from Suillus subalutaceus, 474 nucleotides. RefSeq lists its product as uncharacterized. The record is from RefSeq and is a predicted model, not a curated record. Lineage: Eukaryota; Fungi; Basidiomycota; Agaricomycetes; Boletales; Suillaceae. The transcript has 4 exons. Bases 1 to 474 code for a protein of 157 amino acids.